AUGGCGAGUGGAACGAAGAAGCGACGAAAGUCGCAAUCUCCAGCCCGGGGUACAGCUUCGAAGCGCGCGCGUGUUACCUCCAAACGUACCCAACACGACGAGCCUGAUCCGCACUCGUCGCGCGCUGGGUCUGUCAGAAACACACAGGCGACGUCGUUACCCACCGGAGAAGACUGGGUGUUCCGCGUAAAAGUCAUCUCGUCUGCGACAGACCUUCGCAAUGGUCUAUUCAAGAACGCAGUACAAGGGCUUGUCAGAAUCUGCUUCCCCAACGACAUCCUGAACCAGCUGGGGUCUGAUGUACUGGAACAGCAUAUGCGCGAAGAGAACGCCCCGGAAGAGAACAUACGCAGAAUGACAGAGAUGUUUCGUGCCGAGAUGACGCAGCGUAUGGUCUCCAUGCUGGCCGACAAUCUCGACACCGCUGCCAAAGUAGAUUCUGUGCUGAAGGCUAUGCUGACUGCGAGCGCAAAGGCCCACGGUGACGAUCUUGGAGAAGAUAUUUUGGGCUAUGUCACUGCUAGCUUACUUCAAAUGCAGGCGUUGGCUCCAAAACACUCAACACAAUGGCUAGUCAAUGGUGACGCAGUACAAGAAGACAGCAGUGGUGGAGAUGUUAGUGGCAGCGACGCCUCUGACGAAGAGCCUACGCCACCACCAAAGGUGAAGAAGCAUAAGAAACGGAACAAAGAAUCGGAGCGAGCGCGCCCAAGUGCCGAAAGUUACACUCCAGGCACCGCUAGGAUGCACAGCAACUUGCCAGCGGCUUCAUUGAAGCAACGCACUUCGAAGGGCAAAGAUCGGAAGAUCUCUUCUAAGUGGCAAUGGGAUAUUGAGGCGUCAGAUCUCACAGAAGACGACGUAUCCAAGACUUUCUUCCGCACGAGCGACCUGUUCGCAUAUCACGCCUUACCGAUUUCUCAACGCAAGCUCGGACCCAGUGCAUCGAAGAAAGAGAUUAGGUGCGAGAUGCAGUCGCUACUUGAUGGCAUGCCUCAAGAGGAGUUUGAGAAGUGGGUCGAGAGUCUACAGAAACUACUCGAUGGCGACCGCGAUAUGCUGGAGCGACAAGAAUCACAAACUUCUGGUCACCAGCAGCAGUUGAGUCGUGUAACGCCGGCGCCUGUGGACAUACGCAAACGGCCCAAGAAGUCACCAAAUGUAUCGGCUGGCGGUAGAACGAUAGCAAAGACGUACGACAGGGAAUAUGACCCACCUCUCCAAGAAAACAGCGCGAUAAAGCGCGAGACUGCUGACAAUGGAAGUACUCUGUCGGGUUCGCUUAGAGAAGUAGCGCUGGGAUAUCACAUUGAUAAGGCCACGGCAGAUCUCCGAGAGUUAUCAACUGAAGAUCGUAACCUGGUUGGGCAAUAUUGUGGUGCAGAAGCGGCAGGAGAAAACAACGCUACACGAAUGACCAAGGGUUUCGAGAGCCGUGGUUUGCCUAUUCUCCAACUGCUUUGGGGCUCUGACAAUUUCACCACCGAACAAUGCUUCAGUGGCUCAAAAGAUAUCGCACAGACCAUUAUGCACAACCUUCAUCGGCGUGUCCCAGAUGCAACCGUCAACGCGUUAGGCUUGGCUGGCGCGAGUACGACUCGCACCAAGUCCCAAGUAGAGCGCACUAUCCUUGAGAGCUUCCCAAAGUCUGGAGAGCAGUUCAACUUCGGAAAGAUCAAAAGGGACAUUGAGUUAACUCUGACUCACUGGGUCCUUGCGAAACCGAAAGCGUUUCCUGAGCUGCGAAACGAAUCUUUCCUGUUUGCACAUCCGCUACCAACUCUUUUGAUCACCAUAAACCUUUUGUUUGGCUCAUGGGAGUCACUUUCGAGGAAGGUUGGGCCGCAGAUGUGGGGUACCAUCUCACAGGCUUUCCUACAACGAGGCAUCUCUAUGAUGGAGCUCCACGCUGUGAACGUUGACUCUUCACAGAUUGACAGCAUCAUCGGCAACCCUCGAUUCCAAGACAAGGCUCAAAGAAGUUUGGUUGAACGAGCUCUGCGACGGGCUGUCUUUGCGUACAAGGACAAAUUCCCAGAAUUGAAAGACACGAUUCUUGUAAAGACAUGGGAGCAGAAGACAGGGUCGACGUGGUGA
Molecule: messenger RNA, 2097 nt
Organism: Alternaria infectoria
Lineage: Eukaryota; Fungi; Ascomycota; Dothideomycetes; Pleosporales; Pleosporaceae
Exons: 4
Coding region: 1-2097 (698 amino acids)
Source: RefSeq, a predicted model, not a curated record